Molecule: messenger RNA, 5353 nt
Organism: Sorghum bicolor (sorghum)
Lineage: Eukaryota; Viridiplantae; Streptophyta; Magnoliopsida; Poales; Poaceae
Exons: 8
Coding region: 320-4522 (1400 amino acids)
Source: RefSeq, a predicted model, not a curated record
UUCGAUCCUCCUCAGGCCUUGCGUGGAGAAGGAGCCCGGCACAAGAGGAGGAUCUUGGAGGCGGCGGCGCACGGGAGGAGAAGCGGCACCAGGCCACCAGCGGCGGCGCCAUUGCCCCUCGAGCGACUGUGCAAGAAGCGGCCCCAAACAGGGCCAAAAGACGGCCCACUCACCCGCUUCUGGAACCAAGCCUGAGGUCGGUCCAACGGCUACGACUUCGGGCUCCACCGCCUCCGCAUCCAGGUUCUCCGAUCCGGCCCCGUGCCGCGCCGCUCAAACCCUAAACCUCUCCUCUCCAUCGGAGUCUCGCCGCCGCGCCAUGGCGGCGGAACCGCCAGAGCCCGCAUCCUCGCAGGAUGCCCAGCUCGCAGCCUCCUCCGCCGCCGCUGUAGCCGGCGUUGGCGGCCCCAACCCGUGCUGCGCAAAGCUGUGGAAGAAGUACCAGAAAUUGGAGACGAGCCGGACGGCGCUGCGGGAGGCGGUGAAGCUCCUGCAGGCCGAGAACGAGAAGCUGCAGAAGGAGAACUCGGAGCUCAGCAAAGUGUGCAAGGAGGAACGCCUCCGAGGUGAUUCAGCAGAAGCAGCUAGGGCAACUGAGUCUGAUGCCAGAGAUCUACUGGAAAAGGAGAUAAUUGAAUUAAAGACGCAGAACUCAAGUUUGAAGCAAACACAAAAUACCUGCAAAAAUAAUGAUGAACUUUUACGCAUCUCUGAAUUGGAAGAAGAAAAUAGAAAGCUCAUACAGGUUUUAGGAGAAGAAAGGAAGAAGAUUACUUCUGAGAAGAAAAAAUUUGAAGAAGAAAAGUGCAAAACUCUAGAAAUGCAAAGGAUAUUGAAGUCAGAAACACAGAAGUCUGAAGAGUAUAGAAAAGUUGCUGAUACAGAAAGAAAAGUUGCCAAUGAUUGGAGAGCAUCAUGUGAAAGGUUGAGGAGUGAAGGAAAUCAAAUCAGAGCACAGUUAACUGCUCAGAUUCAGAAAACAGAAGAAAUGCUUAAAAGGGUUGAAGCGGAGAAGCAGAAGGUAGCCAGAGAAAAGAAACAUGCUGAUUCAGAGAAGUCAUUAGCUGAAAAGAACAAAACACUUAUUGAAGUUGAGAGGAAAAAAGUAACGGAAGAGAAGUGCCGUGCUGACAAUUUAUUUGCAAAGUUAGAGGAGCAGAAGAAACUCAAUGAACAUUUGCGAACUAGCAUACAAGUUGAAACAAAGAAUGCAAUAGAAGAGAAAAAACGAGCAGACCAUUUGUUCCAGAAAUUAGAAGAGGUGAGAAAACAGGCUGAAUAUUUACAGAGGAAGACAAAUGAACUCUCUGCAGGUAGAGAUGUAAUUUCUUCUGGCAAGUAUGGGCGGCGACAUGUUGAUAGAACUUCUGAGAGUGCAAAUGUAAAGCUUCUCAAAGAGAAGCUUAAGCUGAAGAAAGAACAACUAAAGCAUGUAAAGAAUGUGUCCAAGCUAGAUAAAGCAAAAACUACUUUAAUAAGAAGAGAGCUUCAACGUUUAAAGCAAGAUUGGAUGCAGCUACUGGGUCGGUUUAACAUAUUGGAUGACCACCUUGCUCGCGGUGUUGAAGGUAUUCAUGUCUUGACAGAGUUGAAUCAGCAUCCCGAGAUACGUGGCUUUGAACAGAAGCUGCUUCCUAAUGAUUCAGUUCCAGCCCCAUAUUUUGGGUUGCAGGCUGGGAUAGUUCCAUUUGGCUCUUCUAUCCCAAGUGAAUACACUUCAUAUCAGUUACCCAGAGAAAGCUGCUCACGACCAAUCUCAGGUACUAGUUCUGAAUUAGGGCCCCCUCUUGGUAGCUCUCACAGAACAAAGUCAAAAAGUCAGCACAGAUCUUUAUGUCCAACAUCCAUAUCUGAUGAAAAAUUCAUGGGCUCACAGGGUAAGGAUAGGCUAUUUGUCUCAUCGACAGACAUCAGAAAAAAACAUAAUUCAGUUGUUUCUGAGCUGCCUCCUAAAGUUAGUAAUGAUAGAGCAUUGCCUCCAGAAGCAUUGAGGAUACCCUUGUCUUGUGGUACGGAAGUUACAGAUAAAAGAGAAACACUUGGUGGUGAUAGGAAGAGAAAAAGGACCAAAAGGUCUCCAGAACCCUCGGCUUUUCUUCCCUCUAAAAGUGAGCUGCAUUUGAUACCAAAGUUGCAUGCUGCCACUUCAAAUGUUGCAUUAGCAUUUGAGGAUGAUCCUUCGUGUCUGCAACAAGGAAAUAACACCAUGUGUGUGACUGAAGGUGACAUGGAAAAUCAUAGGAGAAAAUAUCUUGCUGUCUCUGAUAAAGCUCCUCCAUCCAGUUUCCCUUCUAAAGUGUCUUCUUGUGGAGGAAAUGGCUGUGCUAGUAGCAAGUUUUCUUCAUUGAUCCCCUUUGAGGAAGUGGUCAGGGAAAACUGUUUAAAGUUGCUCAAUAUGGAUGAUGAUGCAGAUGAGGAAAAGUAUAGAAAGGCAAAGGAGAGACCCCUUUCACCAAACCUGACUGUUAUCCGACCCCGUAGAACUAAAGUGCCUACCUAUGCAGAACCUCACGGUUCGGUUAGAUCUCUCAACAAUUGUUCUGCCUUAGGAUCUGAUGCCAUUGAUUCCAAGAUAAGGCCCAAAGAAGUUAAAGAGCCUGCAAUUCAGAAAUUGACUCAAAAUUGUAUCCAACUUGAUCCAUCGUCAAAUAUAAUCGAGUGUAGUGGCAUUGCUAAGCCCCUUUCCACAAAUGAUAAAUCCAAUGCAGCUGUCAAUGUUUCUUGUAGCACUAGUUUGGUCUUGGUGCCUACGAGCGCUUCUUUUGGCAGCCUUUUGCAUGAGGAUGUGGUGCAGAAUUCUGUAGCUUCUUCUGCUGAGGGAUUAGACAGUAUAAGCAGACCAGUGUUAUCAGGAAGUACCUGCAGUGGUCAUUCAAAUUCCAUUUUACAUUUGUCCAAGGAAGUGCCUACCAAAAACAGCUCACAUCAAAUUUGUGACAAAUCAUCAAGUCCUGGGCUGGAAGCUAAUGUUGGAACAAGUGAAACAACAGUGACCAAGCCAAACAAUUCAGUCUCUAAUAGGUUGCUUGGGCAUCAUUGUGGAUCCGAAAAACCUCCAAUGCACUUAGUUGGAGUUACAGGAAUGAAAAGAAGCAACAUGAUGAACAUAUUUCGGUAUUGGGAGAUACUGAGUUCUCAAUCCCAAAAGCAUUCUAACAAAGCUUCAGUUGAUGGUCCGUUGCUUGAUAAAGUGUCAACUGACACAUUGCUACCUACAGAUGAGAAGGUUUCCCUCAUAUUUUCCCUUUUGUUGUGGGAUAUUAGAUUCACAGAAGAAACUUUUACAGAUGGAAAUUUUGCCUCACCAGCUUUUUCGUCAAGUGUGAAAUCUCAUAGGGAAACAAGGUGGACCAUUCUGAGAGCAGAUGAGCUGGAUGUUCUUAUCUCCUUAAUUGAAGAUUUUCUCCUGAACAAAGAAGUUGUAGUCUGCGAGAAAAUGGGACAGAAGGUUUUUGGCGCAAGCAAGGAUCAUGAAUUAGAUGAUGAAUCUGGUUUACAGCUAUCUGUUAAACCUGCAAAAAGAAAUGAAUUUAUUGCGGCUUGCAUUCUGUUGGCUUCAAUAUGUGUGGAAGUGGGCAGAGUGGACAUUGUAUUAGAGGUUUCUUACAAAGUUCUUCAGAUGGGUAAAAGUAAUCUUUUGUGGACUCUGCUAGCUCUCCAUGUCUUUGGUUCCAUGUGUGGUGAUAAGUUUCUCCCACCAAAGAGUUGUGACUUUCUCAUGACAGCUAUACGGUUACUUGUCCAGCUUCUUGAGAGCAAGGACACAUCUCUGUGCCUUGUGUCAUCAUAUAUCCAGUCAAAUAAACCAAUAACAUUGCCGUCCUGUGCACAUUGCCUGUUUAAUGUGGAUACGGUUUCCAUAGACGGUUUCAUCUCUUCACUAUUGGAUGAACUGGAUUUAUGUUCUCUUCAGUGGAAUAACCGUGCCUGCUCAAAUGAAACUAUCACAAGGUGCAGUUCUCAUUUGGGAUCAAGUGGACUUGAUACCAGAUGUAGUGAAACUUGUAAUAUCUUCAAGCAAGGAAAACUAUCUGAGGAUACUCAUAACUACCCUGCAGCAAUUAACUUAUGCUACUUCACCGAGCUAAUUUCUUUGCUCGAGCUCUUUGGGAUUUAUAUGAGCUGUGAGUGGACAUACAACAAUGUCGUUGUCCGUCUUCUGGAGAUUCUGGAAUCGUGCAUGUGCCAUGACUAUUCAGCUGCUCUGUUAGUACUUGUCAGCCAACUUGGAAGGUCCUUUGUCGAUGAUGUUGGUUACGAGGAUAGAAGUGUUAGUAAGCUGAGGAACAAAUUAUUAUCAUUGUUAACAGGGACAAGUUUUACAAAAUCAUGGAGUUUAAGUGUUCAGUUUACUGUCAUUGGUGCAUUGGUCAGCGUUCUUCCACUGCCAUUUGACAAAAUUGUUGCCACUGAAAGUAGACAAUUAUCAGGACCCUUUGUUGUGCAAGUGAAGCAGAUUUCUGAAUGGUUUGUUCAGUUAAGCAGCGAGCAUCAAUCUUUAGCUCGUUCCUUUUUAAGCUGAAAGCUUUGUGCCUGACAUAGACCAUUUGAUGUGUCCCUGCACAGACUUAUUCAUGGUCCUAUAACAAGACGUUGGAUUACUCCCUUGCCUUGACACUGCAUAGAGGAUGAUGUUUGUUCUUGAGUGUGGAGAUGCCGAAGUAUUAUGAAGAUUGUCAUUUUUGUCAAGGUUAUGUUCUUGAGUGUGGAGGAGCAGGUAAGGAACCGGCCAGCAAAGCAUUCGGAGAUGCAAAUGCAAAACACCAGAGCCAAGAAAUGUCGGGUUUGGUAAGUUGAAACAGGAUCGCCAAUUCUUGCACUGUUGGAUGUCAAGCUCGAUUAGUACAUCAGAAAGGUUGUUCCAGUUAGGAUAGCCGAAUGGUGAUGAUGGUGUGUGGUUUGGGUCUCUAUUGGUCCGACAUAUCUGCAAUGUCACGAAUGGUAGUUGGUUGAUGAAUGUGAUCUGGGACUCUGGAGUAUGUUUAGCUGACACAAGAUCUUCUCAAGAAGUGAAGUUUUUGAUCCAGGUACCUUGGUCCCAUGAGAGCCGACCUUUGGUUUGGUGAUAGGCAAGUUUUCUGUGCCAGUGCUUGUGCGCAAGAAAGUGAUCCAAAUUUUGAUGACACCUUUUUUACCAUGCUGUGCCCUUUUCUCUUUUCUCCCAUUAGAUGGAGGUAGAUGUGCUACCUUACCUAAUUUGUCCAAGAGGUAUUUGCAUAUCAACUAGGCCUGUAACAUGACGUUCGCCAUCGUCUAUGAAAGCAAAUGAUUUCUUGGCCUUGGCUUUGUAAAGUAUGAAUUUCUAUAUGUUUACUCUCUCCGUCUCAAAUUAUGUCAUUCCAAAUUUUUUAGA